Molecule: messenger RNA, 1311 nt
Organism: Drosophila takahashii
Lineage: Eukaryota; Metazoa; Arthropoda; Insecta; Diptera; Drosophilidae
Gene: Gr61a
Product: Gustatory receptor 61a
Biological process (GO): detection of chemical stimulus involved in sensory perception of taste; sensory perception of sweet taste
Cellular component (GO): membrane
Molecular function (GO): sweet taste receptor activity
Source: RefSeq, a predicted model, not a curated record
AUGUCGAAGACUUCGGAUAACAUCCUGAAGCAACUGAAGGUGCGACGCCAAAAACAGAAGGCCAUUUUGGGAAUGCGAUGGAAAUGUGCCCAGGGAGGAUUGGAGUUUGAGCAGCUGGAUACCUUCUAUAGAGCCAUCAGGCCAUAUCUUUGUGUGGCCCAGUUCUUUGGCAUUAUGCCUUUAUCAAAUAUCCUGAGUCGUGAUCCCCAGGAUGUGAAGUUCAAAGUGAGGAGCAUUGGUCUGGGGAUUACAGGGAUUUUUCUUCUACUUGGUGGAAUCAAGACCUUAAUCGGUGCAAAUGUUCUAUUUAAAGCAGGACUAAAUGCCAAAAAUAUGGUUGGCUUGGUUUUCCUUAUCGUGGGCAUUGUCAAUUGGCUAAAUUUCGUUGGUUUCGCUCGUUCCUGGUCGCACAUAAUGUUGCCGUGGAGCUCCUUGGAUAUCCUGAUGCUAUUUCCUCCCUAUAAACGUUGCAAGCGGAGCCUUCGCUGGAAGAUCAACGUAGUUGUACUCAUCGUGGGUUUUCUGGCAGUGGGGGAUCACAUGUUGUACUAUGCCUCUGGAUAUUGUAGUUACAGCAUGCACAUUGCGCAAUGUCAUAUGAACCUGUCACGGAUUACUUUUGAUUUUUAUUUGGAGAAAGAGUUCUCGGACAUAAUGUUUCUGCUGCCCUACAACAUAUUCUCUGUAUGCUAUGGAUUUUGGUUAAAUGGAGCAUUUACCUUCUUGUGGAACUUUAUGGACAUCUUCAUAGUGAUUACCAGUAUUGGAUUGGCUCAGAGGUUUCAGCAAUUUGCCGAUCGAGUUGGCGCUUUGGAGGGUCGUCAUGUUCCCGAUGCUCUGUGGUACGAUAUCCGCCGGGAUCACAUUCGCCUCUGUGAGUUGACCAGUUUGGUGGAUGCCAGUAUGUCGAAUAUAGUUUUCGUAUCCUGUGCAAAUAAUGUUUAUGUCAUCUGUAAUCAGGCUCUAGCUAUUUUUACCAAGCUGCGAUCUCCCAUAAACUACGUGUACUUCUGGUACUCGCUUAUCUUCCUGCUGGCCAGGACAAGCCUUGUUUUUAUGACCGCCUCGAAAAUACACGAUGCCUCUCUUCUGCCCCUGAGAUCCUUGUAUUUGGUGCCCAGUGGUCACUGGACUCAGGAAGUCCAGAGAUUCGCCGAUCAGCUGACCAGCGAGUUUGUUGGAUUAUCUGGUUAUCGUCUAUACUAUUUGACAAGGAAAAGUCUCUUUGGAAUGCUGGCCACCCUGGUCACUUAUGAACUCAUGCUGCUCCAAAUGGAUGCAAAAAGUCACAAAGGCCUACGAUGCGUUUAA